This is a messenger RNA of Ostertagia ostertagi, 357 nucleotides long. The record is from the annotation of a GenBank genome assembly. Lineage: Eukaryota; Metazoa; Nematoda; Chromadorea; Rhabditida; Trichostrongylidae.
AUGAUGGAAAUUUUAGUGCACUCGAAAGUUUCUGAAAACGUCUCAGGCUAUAUCGCCUCGGCGUGGACGACCGACAAAGAUGGUGUACGAUCACGAACGUGCACUUAUACAAUGGCGCUAAAUCAUGCAAUGGCUCCGAAAAGCUGUGUAGUGACAGAAAAGCAGAUUCUAUCCCACUUUGGACGUAAUGGUGAUGGCUUUAUUGUGAACAAAGAAACGCAGAACUCGGGCGUUCCUUACGCAAACGACUUCACAAUUCAAUGCAUUUAUUGCGUCUCCAAGAUCAGUGAACACGAGGCUCGGAUAAAAGUUCAUGGUGGCAUCGUAUACAAAAAGAACAUUUGGAGUGUAGUUAGA